Messenger RNA from Darwinula stevensoni, 783 nucleotides. The record is from the annotation of a GenBank genome assembly. Lineage: Eukaryota; Metazoa; Arthropoda; Ostracoda; Podocopida; Darwinulidae.
AUGUCGCUACAUCAGAGAAGUGGAACUGAAAGGUCUUCAUGGAGAUGUGCUGCAAAGAGCACCAAGCUAAGCUGUGUGUCCUACAAGAGGAGGUCAAAGCCCUCGAAGCAGAGAACUGUCUGCUUCAAAGGCAUAAUGGAUUAUCCCAAGAUGGAUCCUAUUGGAUAUUUUGACAAGAAUCCUUUAGAAUCGAUUCAAAAGGGUUUGAAACGACUGCAACAAAAAGUUCAUGAGGAUGACCAAGCCUCAUCAGAGCAGCAAGCCAAACAAUCCAAAGAGAAUGCUGGACGAAGGACGAAGGCAAAACUGAUGGUGACGGAAAAAGAAGGCUGGAACCUGAUUGGUCCCUCACGAGCCCGUGAAUCUCAGCGAGCUUCGGUCAAUCCGAACGAGGCACAAAUCCACUGUAAGAAGGAGGAAUUGGAACAUUGCAAGUGUACAGAUAAGAAAUGCGAGAAGGUGCAUUGCAAGAAGGAGAAUUGCCAGAAUAAUUGCAAGGUCAUUAAAGUAACCGUCGAGGCAAGGGUCCAUCGCGAAAACUUGCGCCAAGGCACGGUUACCAACAAGAAAAUUCGGGAUGGAAUUAAAAAACUGGAUCACCCCGGUUUGGUAGCUGGCCACAUCAUCGCCAAGUUGCUAGGAGGGUCAGGCACCGACUGGAACAACAUCGUCCCAAUGGAUAAUGUUUUCAACAAUGGCGCUUACAAAUCGUUUGAAUCGGAAAUUCGCGAAUGGAUCGAGAAAUACUCUGGAAUGGAAGCUUGGAUUGAGGCUUAUGCUUAG